Molecule: messenger RNA, 746 nt
Organism: Didymodactylos carnosus
Lineage: Eukaryota; Metazoa; Rotifera; Eurotatoria; Philodinida; Philodinidae
Source: the annotation of a GenBank genome assembly
AUGCCUUCGAUUUAUCGUCCACAAAUCGAUGGAUCUAUCGAAAUUUUUUCCGACAAAAGUGAAUCGCUGUUACAAGACGAUAAUAGUGGUAGAGAUUCACCAAACUACGUUGAAAUUCAUGAAAAAUUUAUUGAAGAUUACAUGAAUCAAAAUAGUAAGCGAAUAAAGAGCUCAUCUUCGAUAUCCAAUAAAACUGAAGAAGAAAAUGAUUUACAAGGUGAUUUUCAGCAUACAUCGCCGUCUCCAUCCAGUAAUGAAACGUUUUCUCGCCGACCAAGUGCAAAAAAGUUGUUUGAAGUAAAUAAAUGGAGCGAACAACAGCUACAACUGAAGCAAAGAAGAUCACAUCCAAAGAACACAACGAAUGCAUCUGAACUACUUCAGUAUGAUGAAAUAAAAGCGGCAACCAAAGAACUCAAUGACGUAAGUGCAAGAUUUUACAAUACUUUUUUUUACUCUUGUAUGAAUUGCUGACUUUUAAAUUCGUUUUACUUCGGGAAGAAACGCAUACUCAUUACUUCUAAGAUAUAUAUAUAACAGAUUGUUAGUUUACGCACAGUGUACAGUACUCCACAGAAAUAGCUUCUAUAAUAGCUCCUGAUUCAAGAGAGAUAACAACUCUUUUUUUAAUGGAAAUGUAGUCACGAGUCUCAUCUAUCUACGGUAUACAUUUUGUUUAUUGGCUCUGUGUGAUUACUGAAAUACAACUAUUUUACGAUGAAGGAUCAUUUUUUGAAAUAUGAGGU